GAAGGGCUUGCACAGAUGAGCCAUGAGUAUUUCUUUACUCGGAGAGCUGCCACAUUUCAGUGGGAAGGUUACCGCUGCCCCUCUUCAGCUGAGAGAGCCCAGACCUUCGUAUUUGGGCCGUGGCAUUCCCUGGCCCACCUUUCCCCACUCAGGGAAAAGGAGGCCCCCACGUGUGCUGGAAGCUCUCCUCACCUGUGUCUGAUUACACUUGUGCCUGCAGGCCCUGCUGGUGAAUCAGCAGAACAGAAUCCUGCCUCUGAGCCUGAAGGGGAUGCUGGAGAUGUGACUGGAGGAGGUGAUCCAGGUUCCGCUCUGAGCUCUGGGACUGAAACUCCGGCAGAUCGCAUGGGAGUGCCCCCAGGGAGGGCUUUGCCCGGUCAUGUGUUUCCUCCUGCGCUGGAGCCCAGCUGGAAUCCCAGCGGUCCGGAAAAAGGAAAGGAUGAACCCAAAAGAGGAGAAUACUCCCAGGGCUCAUCCCGUCUCCUCAAGGAACUGGUGAAGGAAAUGGAGAAGGCAGCGCGUGGAACUGACCAACAAAGUGAGCAGGAUGCACUGCAGGAAGGCAGCCAUCCCACACUGCCAGUCUCGGGCAAAGGAACGCAGGCAGCGCCAACAACUGUCAUGCCAGGGAUGAAUGCCGGGACGAGCACAAAGGCUGCUGUUGGCAGAUCUGCGCGAAGGCGCCACAUCGCAGCGAUGGUACUGUUCUCAGCUGUGCUGCUGUCUGCGCUGGUGCUGGCCUGUGGUGCUGUGAUAUGGAUGUGCCAAAAAUACGUAGUGUGCAAGAGAGAAGAGAGAGCAGCAGAGCAGGCUCAUCCUGAUACCAACUAGGAGAGAGUUCCAACUGGAGACGAGGGCAGAACGGAGCUGGGAGAGGCAGCCGAAGAGACUCUUGCCCCAUCAAAGAAGAAUCUCAGCCAUCGUCCCAGUGCAUUCCAUUCUGCCAUCCAAGAGGCCAAAGGUCUUCAAAGUCAUCUGGAAGACUUGGAGCUUGAACUCAAAGCCGUGAAAGAGGUCCACGGGAACAGUCCUGAGUGCUGCUUUCUGUCAGGGGACGGCCCUGAAAGUGAGAGCGGAGAACCAGCAGCAGAGCUUUUGUCCUUCACCCUGCAUUCUCUGGGACAAGCAUCAGCAACAUUUCAAAGAUUCUUAGCUCGGCACAGCUACAAUCCUGUUGAGGGUCCUAAUGAGGAGCCAGAAAGCGAGCUUCCUCUGACCGCUGGACAACACCUUAACGUCUUUGGAGCUGUGGAUGAGAAUGGCUGGUUUCAGGGAGAGCUGACAGAUGGCACAAGAGGACUGGUCCCAUCCAGUUUGGUUGCGGAGGUUUCAGAUGAUGAACUGGAUACAACGAUGCCUCCGGAGCUCUGUGCUCUCCUGCUGGAUACUUGAUGAAUAAGUGGAUGCAGAGAUUCCAUCAUGCAGCAACAUCCUGUCAAAAUUCCUGCGUUACUCCAUCUGCAAGACUACCCCCUGCUCCACUUGAUGUUCAGGUGGAGUGUGUGCAGGACGUGGAUGAGCUCCUUUGGGAACACUCUGAGGUGACUGACAGUGUAACUGCAUAGUCUUGUGGUAUAUUAAACAAACAAACAAACAAACACCACCCACAAUAAAACAACCAACCAACCAACCCAAAAAGCGCUGCUCUUUUUCUUGGAUACACUGAGGUGAUCCUUUUUCUAGCUGAGACUUUGCAAUGAGUCUUGAAGCAGAUUUGAGCCGGUAGAAGUUGGCAGUGUCUGCAUUCCGUUCUCCUGAUUUCCUUGCUGGUCAGAGUUAAGGUGCCAUGCAUCCAUUCCCCAGCCCUAGCUGUCUCCUGAAUCAUGAGAACAGCCUUUCCAUAUUGUGGAAAGAACUGGAGUGGAUUCACGCUGAAGGACAAGAUGCUUGCAGACACGUAAGCUCAAGAAGAGAAUGCAGAGUCCACGGAAACUCGCUGCCAAACAACGAUGAGAAAGUAGAAUAGGCUCCUGUUGUUGAAGAUGGGACGGUGAAACAGAUGUCUCAGCUCAACACAACGCCAGUAGGAGCUGGUUCGGGCUACCCCCCCUUAAAAGGUCGGAAGUUCACAGCGAGGUAGACUACGAGCCUUCAUCCACUGACCGCCAGAGACCCCCACCACAUUUUUAGGACGCGUGCUCAAGAGGGUGGGACAAUACGUUAAUAGUUUCUCAGAAUUCCAGCCCAUUUUUGUGGAACGUAAUGAAUAUGUGGAUGUUAUGUCUGUAAGUAUGUAACCAGUGCUUUUCUCUGUGUGCGAGUUAGGAGGAGAUAUCCCCCCCCGCACCCGGCGCCGUAAUGAGCGUACCUGCUUUGUAACCUUACGUGGGUUCCAGAGUUUGAUUCCACACGUCACUCCCUUCACUAUUAAGAGGACAAAGAACUUCUGGCACAGAAGGAUGCCCACCUGCAAGGCUCAAAUUGCACGCUGCUUCCUCCCUCUCUGCUCAGUAAAACUCUGUGUUGGGCUCAUUUGGAA
Gallus gallus (chicken) is the source of this 2479-nucleotide messenger RNA. RefSeq lists its product as uncharacterized. The record is from RefSeq and is a predicted model, not a curated record. The coding region runs from base 16 to 831 and encodes 271 amino acids. NCBI's taxonomy places the organism in Eukaryota, Metazoa, Chordata, Aves, Galliformes, Phasianidae. The transcript is spliced from 7 exons.